This is a messenger RNA of Chara braunii, 839 nucleotides long. The record is from the annotation of a GenBank genome assembly. NCBI's taxonomy places the organism in Eukaryota, Viridiplantae, Streptophyta, Charophyceae, Charales, Characeae.
GGAUAAGAACUCGCAUUUACAUGAGGAGGCACCACACUGCGUGCCUCCCGAACGCGGCAGUCUAUGCUCGCGUUGGAAGUUGUGUAUCUUUCCGUUUAUGCAGUUGUCUCGCCAUGCUUUCUGCGCCCGAUCUCGUGUUGCUGCUUUACAUCGGCCUGACACUUUGGCUGGCCUUGGUGUUCGUGUGCGUUGUGUUCUCUCGUCUCCUCCGCUUUGCCUUGAGGCUGGCAAGUGUCCUUCGUCAUCGUCGGCAACGUACGAAGACCAUGGAUGGCUGCAUGCGUGGCGCAGGACAGCAGGGACGGGCACCGGGGCGCAACGUCAUGCCACAUCUACAAGACCUGAACGAUAGCCCCUUCACGCCAAUGACACCCGGGGUGUGUAUGGGACCGUCCGUCGAUGGUGCUGUUGGGCUUCCUCCACGUAGGAUGUUCCAACAGGUGUCGGAGGACGUUCACUUGGGUUCUCGGCACAACGGCCCUGCUCCAUCGUGGAGAGCAACUUUGGACGGCGAUGCAGGCAUUCCUCCACACCUUCAACCGCUUCCAGACAACACGCCAGUGCAGGGCCAGCGCAACGGAGCAGGCAUCCCUCCGCACCUUCAGCCGCUUCCGGAUGACAUGCCAGUGCAGGGCAAUCGCAACUAUCCAGUUCAGUAUGGCUCAAGCAUCAUGACUGGCACGACGGUGCCAUAUGUGACAGGAGGAGCGCCGUCGCUGGAGGAUGUGGAGGACGACAGCAAUGUUGGCCAGUCCGGAACACGCUUUGCUCCUUCUAGGCGAUAGCAAAACUUGUCCGGUGACUAGCUUGCAUGGACAGCGUGUGCAUCCCGAACGGAG